UCGGCGCGAGACAGGCAGCUGUAAGCUGCAGAGUCGGGUCCGUUAGGUCACGUGCCCGCGCCUACAGUGUCAGGCGGCUGUUUUAGUGGAGUCGCAGGAUUUCUUCUUCUCGUCUCAGUCACCAUGUUUAGCUGGGUCAGUAACGACGCCCGGAGAAAGAAAGAACCGGAGCUCUUCCAGACGGUGUCAGAGGGCCUCCGUAAGCUGUACACUAAUAAGCUGCUGCCGCUGGAGGACACUUACCGCUUCCAUGACUUCCACUCACCGGCCCUGGAGGAUGCCGACUUCCAUAACAAGCCCAUGGUACUGCUUGUGGGUCAGUACAGCACCGGGAAGACCACCUUUAUCCGUCAUCUGAUGGAACAGGACUUUCCGGGCAUGAGAAUAGGUCCUGAGCCCACCACCGACUCCUUCAUCGCGGUCAUGCAUGGCCCGGUGGAAGGGGUGGUCCCCGGUAACGCACUGGUCGUGGACCCCAAGAAACCCUUUAGGAAGCUCAGUGCCUUUGGGAAUGCCUUUCUCAACAGAUUCAUGUGUGCUCAGAUGCCGAACCCUGUUUUGGAGAGCAUAAGUAUUAUAGACACACCAGGAAUCCUGUCUGGGGAAAAGCAGCGGAUUAGCAGAGGUCAGAUGGCAUUUCUUUCUAAUGUCUAA
Bombina bombina (fire-bellied toad) is the source of this 654-nucleotide messenger RNA. RefSeq names its product EH domain containing 1 (gene EHD1). Gene Ontology annotation, biological process: endocytic recycling; protein localization to plasma membrane; cilium assembly. Gene Ontology annotation, cellular component: recycling endosome membrane; cytoplasm; plasma membrane. The coding region runs from base 124 to 654 and encodes 176 amino acids. The transcript is spliced from 2 exons. Gene Ontology annotation, molecular function: GTP binding; cadherin binding. The record is from RefSeq and is a predicted model, not a curated record. Lineage: Eukaryota; Metazoa; Chordata; Amphibia; Anura; Bombinatoridae.